GGCCUCUCCAGUCCCGACUUCUCCGAUGAGACAAAGUCCCACCGCUCCUCCUCACGGCCCGGCUGGCCCGACUCGGCGGACGUCGGCUCGAGUCCCAACCGUCUGGCCUACACGUCGAGCGAUUUGAUUGGUUGGUUCGCGUGUUCCCCGGCUACUCGUCUCUCCACCAUCAAUCAGUUGACGCCCAUGACGACACAAUCCUCUUGCCAGGACUCGAGCAGGCCGGUCCGUCGCCUCGACCAAUUGCUCGACCAGGAGGGCGCCUGUCCUGUCGGAGUCAAUCUGACCACGGGAGAGGUGGGCGUGUUCUCGCUGAGCCAGGGAAUUCGAGUUCCGCAAUACCUUUCCUGGACCCUUCACAAGUUAGUCUUCCACAGGCUUUAUUCUGUCGAGACGAUUGAGGAGAGAGGAGAGUUCAGCUCAGAAACUUAUUCUUUUUCAGAAAGGUUGCGUUUGUCGCUUUCUUGUCGUCGUCAAGGCACUAAAAGCGACAUAUCCACCGACUUUUUCUCACUUUGCGUUAAACACCACAGACCCAUCAUUUCACCCUGGCAACCACGUCGAGGCAUCUCUGCCUUUAUGAAAGAGUAG
Molecule: messenger RNA, 591 nt
Organism: Protopolystoma xenopodis
Lineage: Eukaryota; Metazoa; Platyhelminthes; Monogenea; Polystomatidea; Polystomatidae
Source: the annotation of a GenBank genome assembly